AUGGUCUCUCUUCCAAUCAUCAUACGUACUUGCAAACAGUGUAGUGAACCUUUACCGAGCAACUAUGUUAAAUGCUUUAAUUGCAACAACAGCUUCCACUUCAAUCCCUGCAGUCCUCUCUCCGAAUCAACAUACAAUAGCAUGAACAAUGAUCGUAAGGCUAUUUGGAAAUGUCAUUUAUGUAAACCCCGCGCUAAAUCAACAACAAACAACACCUAUGAAGUUGUAUUAUAUCAGGAGAAGCAACAACAAAAGCAAAUAAGGGAGAAUGAUGGUAAUGAAAAUGAGCAGACUAAACGUUUUAAAGACUCAAUUUCUCUAAACGAGUUGCAAUCGAGUAUUUGCACAAUUAAAGCCGAGCUUAAAUCUGAUGUCAACGAAGUGAAGACUGAAGUUAAUGGUGUCAAAACAAAUAUAAUUGAUUUAAAAACCUUCGUUGAGCAAUUAGCUCUCAAAAUUGGCCAAUCUGAUGAUAAUUUUAAAGAAGAGAUGAAAACUGCCCUUUCUCAAAUAACAACAACUCUUUCUAAUCUCUUAGGACAAAUGGGAGAGAUGAGAGAAGAGAAUAGGGAAAACAAAAAAGAGAUAAAAGAAAUGGACACUAAAAUUAAUAAUAUCCAACAACAGAUGCUAAGCAAAAAAAUAGAAAUAACAAAUUCCUCUCCCAUACCACAUCUUUGUGACAAUGUCAAAUGUCCGGCUCUCUCGGAGUUAGCAUGUCCAGCUGACAGCAGUAUUCGUGAACUUAUAGCUGAACCAUUAAUAGCGGUUGAUGAUGAACAGGAGUUACUUUAUAACUCCAACAAUAGUACGGAAAUUACAGAAGAAAUCCUAUCCCAAUGCUGUCUCAAUAAAAAAUGUAUUUGUAAUCUUUGUCAUAUACCCGAUUGCCACAAUGAGGAUGAAGUAGUGGUAGAACUUCUACCGGAAUCCAUAGAUAUGCCAGGUUUUUGCUGUGGCAAAUACGAGUGUCAGAAAGAACCCAAUUGCACCGAGGUGCAAAAUACCGAAAACUAUUGGUUGAGCAAUUGUCAGCGCUGCAGGUGCUAUGGUGGUCAUAAAAUGUGUCAUCAAAUCUGUGAUGAGGGUAUUAAGAAACCGGCCAUGUGUCAUUCGAAGAACUUGAACUCAUUCUAUGAGCAUGGUCAAAGAUGGCGUGAUGGUUGUUCCGACUGUGAGUGUGUUAAUGGUGAGGCCAAUUGUUUGAUUACCUUUUGUAAGGGCUUAAAUUGCCCGAAAAAUCGUCAGGUGCAAUUGAAAGAUAAAUGUUGUCCGGUUUGUUGGCCCAAUGGUUUUGCUAUGCCCACUGCUGAAGAGGAAUAUGGUGAAGAUGGUGAUUUAGAAGAACAUAAUGAUAAUGAAAUUGAAUUAGAUCAUCAUUAUGAUAACAAUGAGGACUAUAAUGAAAAUGAAGAUCAGGAACAAGAACAAGAACCUGAUAUAGAGUUAAAACCCAUUAAUGAACAGCCAAAAGCUACUACUUCGGAAAGCUCUACUACUAGUACUACAGCAGCAAGUACUACCAGCACAACAACAACUACUACCACAACUACAGUUAAGCCUACUAUGGCGGAGACCACAACCACCUCCAAACCAGUGGAACUUUUACAUUCUUUAGCCACUACCGCUGCCACUAGCACUAACACACCCUGUAAAACUGAACAACUCGCUAGCACUAGCACCACCCCAGAACCCUGUAAUCGCCAAGAAGUACCCGCCACCUACCAGGUCUAUCCCCAAGUAGUCGAACUUAUGCGCUAUAGUCAACACAACAAUCUACUUUACACCAUUAUCGGCUGCCUUUCCGUUAUAGUGGUCAUUUUGGCUGCCUGGAAUAUACACCUCAAGGCCAAGCAAAGAUCCUAUAGACCUGUAUCCAAUUUCGAUGAUAAUUUUAAUCGUAUGACCUCUAACAUUAAGAAAACUAAUGAUUAUGUUUAAGCCCCUUUUAGGGAGGGGCACCACAGCAGCAGCAGCUAAACGAAAUAUUUUAUAAAAAAAAAAAAUAGUCUAAGUAAGCUAAAAUGUAUAGUGUAUAGAUCUAGAACCUGCCGUUAUUUCUAACAAACACACGCACACACAUACAUUUAGACCCAACUUUGCUUAGCUGAGGAUCUCAAAAUACUUACAAGAAAAAACAAAAUUAUAUGAAAAUUUCAAUUGAAAAAUAGAAGUUGAGAAAAAAAAAAACACUUCAAUUAUGAUUUAAAUUUAAAAAAAUUAUUACAAAAAAGUAUUCAAUAUUUUCCUAAAUUUUAGUUAAAUUCUUAUUUUUAUUAGUUUUAAAAUAAAUUUAUAAAAAAAAAGAAACACAAAAAACCCACCAGCUUCAUUAAAAUCUUUGUUAAAAAGAAAAUUUUUAAACCUCAGUAAUAAUAGAUCAAAAAUUAAGAAAAGAAGAGAAAAACUAAAUGAUUUCCCAAGAAAAAUUUUAAAAGUAAUCGGUUACUCAUUAGGAAUGAGCUAUGUAACUCAUUUACAUUUUCCAGGUCCUUACAUAAUCUUCAUACUAUGUUUUAAUAACCCAUUAGUCUAAGGCCUAGACAUAUUGUUAAACAAACGGUUACUUUUGAAAAAAAAACGGUUACUCGUUAAAAGUAAAGGGUUAACCUUUAAAUUAUGAAAUUCCAUUUUUUCCCCUUAAGUUAUAAAUAUUAACUUUAUGAAAGAAAAAUAUCGGUUAGCCAGCUAUUUCUUUAUAUAGGAAAAGUAACCGGUUACUUGUGAAUGUAUUACGUAACAAAAAACGAUUACUUAUUAAGUAUGUAAUUGAUUUUUUUCCUAAAAAAGCCUAAAUUUUAAUGUUAUAUACGUUUAGUUAACUAUUUAAAUGGUUACUUGAAAAAAACCGGUUACUUUAAGAAAAAUAAACUGCAUAUCCAUAUAAAUUUGCUACAUUUUACUAAAAAAAAUUAAAUAUUUAAUAUGAAAACAUAUAUUUGCUAAGAAUUUUAUUGAUUAUUUAUGAAAAACUAAGAUAAUAAAAUAAAGUAACCGGUUACUUAUAAAUAUAUUACAGUAGUAAAGCGGUUAAUUGAUUAAUUAUGAAUUAGAUUUUAUUAUUUUGUUAAUAACUAUUCACUUUAUGGUAGUUCAGCCAAUUAUUCAAACGGUUACUUGUUAAAAAAAACCCGAUUACUUUGGAAAACUAUCUAGGAAACCAAUUAAAUUUCAAUUAUCUAACAACAAAAUUGAAAUAUGUAGUACAAAAUACACGAGUUUUAAGAAAUAUAACUGAAUACUUUUGAAAAACAAAUAACAAAAUAGUAACCGGUUACUUUUGAAUAUAUGACAGAUAUAAGGGGGUUAAUCUGGAUUAUUGGAUUAUUUUUUAUUUCUAAGUUCCUAAAUGUUUAUAUUUGUGUAGAAAAUGUAAUAAUUGCCUAAUAAUUUAAAAUGGUUACUUGUGAAAAAUUCGGUUAUUUAAAGAAAAAUAAUCUACUUAUGUGAAUGAUGAAUGAUUUUUAUUACUUUUUUUUAUAAACCAAAAAUCUUUAGUUUAACAUGAAAGAUUACCUAAUAAUAUAACUGAUUAAUUAUGAAAAAUUCGUUAAUUUGGAAAAAGUAAUCGGUUACUUUUGGUUAUAUUCCAUAAAUAAAGCUGUUUCUUAAAUAAAUAUUCAUUAUAUUUUAUAUCUCUAUUGAGAAAUUUAAACGGUACGGUAGUAUAGUCAACUAUUUAAACGGUUACUUAUGCUAAAAUCGGUUACUUCGGAAAAGUAACCGGUUAAAACAAUUUAAUUUUCAUUAUUUUACCACAACAGUGAAAUAUUAAGCAUAAUGGAAAAGAUUACCUAAGAAUAUAACCGAUUAAUUUUGAAAAUUUUAAUAAUUUGAAAAAAGUAACCGGUUACUUAUGGGUAUAUUAUAUAAAUAAAGCGGUUUCUUAGUUAAAUAUUAAUUAUAAUUUAUUCCUUUUUUAAUAAAUUUUAAUUUUAUGGCUGUUUAGCCAACUACUCAAACGAUUACUUGUGAAAAAUUCGGUUACUUAGGAAAAAAGUAACCGGCUAAACAAAUAAAAUUUUCAUUAUUUUACUAAAAAACUGAAAUAUUUGGUAUGAAGUAAAAGAUUUCUUAAGAAUAUAACCGAUUAAUUUUCGAAGAUGUUAAUAAUUUGGUAAAAGUAACCGGUUACCGGUUACCGGUUAUAAAUAUAUUACGAAAAUAAAGCAGUUAUAUAUGUAAUUAUUAAUUUAAUUUUAUUCUCACAUUGCUAAACAUUAUGAUUAUGUUAGUUUAGCCCUCUAAGCAAACGCUUACUUGUACAAAAAAAAAUCGGUUACUUAAAGAAAAUACCCCUUAAACUACUUAAAUUUCGAUUAUUUUACUUAAAACCCGAAAUUUUUUCUAUUAAAUAGAGAUUUGUUUAAGAAUACAUUUCAUAUCUUUUAGAUAUUUUCGUUAUAUAGCAAAAGUAACCGGUUACUUAUGAAUAUAUGAUUGGCAUAAAACGGUUACUGAAUUAAUUCUUAAUUGCUAGAAUGGUAUAUUUGAUAACCAUGAAAAGUACUUGAUGUUAACUUAAGGUUUUAAACGGUUACUUUUUAUAGAUACGGUUACUUUUGUGAAAAAUAAUCUGAAAUAAUCUUGUAAAUUUAUAGUAAUAUUCGAAUAGUUUAAAUUGCGUAAAGGAACUAGUUAAGAAUUCGAAUGGUUUCUUAACAAAAUUGUAAAAUUUACUAAAAGUAACCGGUUACUUAUAUAAAAUACUUAAACAUCAUACUUUUAUAGGACAAAUUUUAAAACUUAGUGAUAAACUAUAGCGUUUUUAUUUGCAAAUUUAAGCAAUUAUUUAUCAAAACAAAAUGGUUACUCGUUCCAAAACAACCGAUUACUUUUAGCUAAAAUAAGUUUUUCUUUCAGAAAUCAUUAAUUUUUCUUUCUUUUUCAAACCAUACAAAGUUAUACGAUAUUUUUUAUGCAUAUUAUCAAAACAAUUUUAUCUCAUUAUAAAUUAUAAAAAAUAAAUUUAAAAUCUUAAACAGAAAAUUAAUUAAAUCCAAAUAUAAAUACAAACAAAAAACUAUUAACUUAAAAUAUUUAACUAUUAUUUAUGUGAUAUAUAUUAUUAAGUGGGUAAUUAUAUAUAAAAAAAACGUAUGUAAGAAUAUAUAACGAACGAUUUAUGUAAAUCUUGUUAAAAUCAUUUACUUAGAACAAACGAGGAACAAAAUUUUGUCUUGAAAAAAACAAUUUUUGCUUUCUAAAACACAUAACUAACGAGUACUUAGUUCGUUUUUUUUUUAAUGAAACAUAUGAAAACUUCAUAAAAUUAUUUUAAAAACAAUAAUUUUUUUUCUAGUUAUAAAACAUACAUUUAUACCUACUUUUAUACAACUACUGUAUUACUAACUUUUAAUAAACAUUUUUUAACUAAAUAUUAAUGUUUAUAAUUUUUAUUUUAUUUUUUUGUUUAGUUUUAAAAAUAUAAUAUAUU
This is a messenger RNA of Lucilia sericata (common green bottle fly), 5437 nucleotides long. RefSeq lists its product as uncharacterized. Lineage: Eukaryota; Metazoa; Arthropoda; Insecta; Diptera; Calliphoridae. The transcript has 2 exons. Gene Ontology annotation, molecular function: protein binding. The record is from RefSeq and is a predicted model, not a curated record. The coding region runs from base 1 to 1941 and encodes 646 amino acids.